This is a messenger RNA of Adineta ricciae, 1044 nucleotides long. NCBI's taxonomy places the organism in Eukaryota, Metazoa, Rotifera, Eurotatoria, Adinetida, Adinetidae. The record is from the annotation of a GenBank genome assembly.
AUGUAUAAAGCAGAACAUUUAAGAAAGCUUCUAAACGAUGUUGAAGAGCUUAAACAACGAGUUGAGUCAUUGACGCUCGUGAUAGAAUAUGAUCUACCAUCGGCCAUGCCAAAAUGUACAUUUAAAUUUAAGUGUUGCUCGAAAAGCACGAUUGAUGAUGAUCAACAAGAUCAACAAAAAUAUGACACUAAGGAACGAUGUCCACCAUCAACCGAAAAUGAAGAUACUGAUACUGAUGAUAGUGAUAUGUCAUUUCCCGACGAAAAUUACUUUUCUAAUCGAGAUAAACAUGAGGCAACAUCCUUCGUUGUUAAUUGUAUGGCAACCGAUGGAAUAAACAUCAUGUAUUCUUCAAUUGCAGAUCCGCACCAAGAAUUGAUAGCAUAUUGUUACUUACAAACGUCUGAUGUUGGCUAUAGAAAGGCUGACCCUAGCCGAUUAUGGAAACAAUCACGUAUUAUUGAUAUGAUUUGGUGGGAUGCCAUUGAUAAGUUUGUCUGUGCGACAGAUAAAGGAAUUUAUCUAGUGGAGUUUACAAAUCCAUUGUUUCGUAUUUCGCAUGUCAAACAAACUCCAUUGCCGCAAGUGCGAAUUGCAGCGACUGCUCAUCAUAUACGGAUCCAUACACUCACACAAAUGAUGAUUUACGAUACAAGUUUUCAGCUAAUACGAUCAUUCAAUUUUAGUUUUUCACGUUCUUUAAGAAUGGCUAGUUUCUGUUUGACAGACAGCGUCGUCGCUUGUGCUUUGAUACGUCAUAUAGAAAACGCCAAAUAUGUAUUACAAGUUGAACUCUACAACCACAAUAUGGUAAGGGAAAAAAGAAUUCGUAUAGGAAUAAGUGAAGCAUCAUGUACGAUUCGAACGGAUGGUAGUGACAGAUUUUACGUGGCCUUUGGACAACAACGAUUUUGUAUUGUUUCGUCCAGUGGUAGUGUACAAACAGUUAAUCUAGGAAAACAAGCUAACAAUCUGGCUGUUGUGAAUAGUCACAACGUCGUUUUAACGAAAGUACGCUCUGAUGUAGAACUGGUGCGGUGCUAA